CUCUGCACUGCCAAAACCCCUUGUUGACUAAUUGCCCGUUUGGGACUAGAUUCAGGGUUAGGGGGCUUUUUAGGUAAGCCAUGCUGGCCUCGUUGAUGACGUAGACAGUGUCACUGCCAACAGCACGCUGCAGUAUAAAGCAUAUCACUGCAAACUGUCCUCAAACUUGCUUCUCGAGCCUACUCUGAAAGGCCUUUUGCAACUAUCUGCAACUACAAAUCCAAAAGCUUUAUCCUUUCUUGGCAUCUUCCUUUCCCAAGCACAGACCCAAUCCUUGUUAGCACAGUUCACUAUGUCUUACGACGAUCGGCGUGGGGGUGACCCUCGUGAAUACGGCGGCGGUGGCCGAGGCGGUGACAACUACUACGAUCAGAACCAGGGAUUCGACAGCGGCCCGCGUGGUGGUGGCGGCGGCUACGGCAGGCAAGACUACGGCCGUGGAGACGAAUUUGGCGAUCAAAGACAGCAAGGACCCCCGGGCGGCUUUGGUGGGAGACAAGAUUACAAUGAAGGUCCGGGAGGAGGAUAUGGUGGCGGACGAGGUGGAGGCUACGACGACGAACCACCACGCCAUCAUGGCCGACGUGACGACGAGGGUGGCUACGGACGUCAAGAAGGGUAUGGCAAUGAGCGCCCGCAUGAGGGCCGUCAGGAGGGAAGAUAUGGUGGCAGCUCCGGUGGUGAAGGUGGUUAUGGAAGCGGUGGCUAUGGGGGCGGCUCUGGCGGAGGCUACAAUACAGGCUCUGGCGGUGGUUAUGGCGGUGGUUCUGGUGGAAGUUACGGAGGCGGCUCUGCUGACUUCGACCAAGACGAAGUACUGCGUCAUGCGCAACAGGGCAACUCUGGUGAUUCCGGCCUCUUCUCGCAGGCUUUGUCUUUCCUCAACAACAACAAACAGAGCGCCCAGUCUGAGGACCUUGACGAACGUCGCAUUCAGCAAAGUCACCAGCAACUCUAUCAGCAGGGAGGUGGCGGACAACAACAUGAUGCAUCCAGCUUGGGUGCUGGAGCUGCCAUGCAGGCCCUGAAGAUGUUCUCAGGUUCCUCGGGAGGUGGUUCUGGUGGCUCUCAAUCACAGAUGAUUUCUAUGGCCAUGCAGGAAGCAUCUCGCCUGUUCGACAACCAGAGCAGCCAAGGCAACGUUCAAAGCGGAACAAGCAAGCAGUCCGUGAUCAACCAGGCCGCCAAGAUGGCCCUGCAGAUGUACAUGAAGAGCCAGGGUGGAGGCAGCGGCGGUGCCUCUGGCUUGAUGGGCCUGGCGAGCAAGUUCUUCUAGAGAGGAAGACAUCGUUGAACGCCCCGCUAGCAAGGGGGGAUAUGAAUAACGUCUACAACGUAGGAUAGCUUGCAUACCUACAAAUACCUUACCCGCCACGCAGAAUUUAUCCUAGUACUGCCAGUACCCUCUGACUCGGAACUGAGCUGGAACUGCACCUACUGUAGCAAUAGUAUCUGUACCACACCUAGUA
Exophiala dermatitidis NIH/UT8656 is the source of this 1469-nucleotide messenger RNA. RefSeq lists its product as uncharacterized. NCBI's taxonomy places the organism in Eukaryota, Fungi, Ascomycota, Eurotiomycetes, Chaetothyriales, Herpotrichiellaceae. The transcript has a single exon. The record is from RefSeq and is a predicted model, not a curated record. Bases 293 to 1276 code for a protein of 327 amino acids.